AUGUCUUCUUUUAGUUUUCAUUCGUACAUUGCGCUAUUACAAUACCUCGGUGCCGACGGCGAGCAUGCCUAUUACGAUAUCUCGUCGAUUUUUUACGAGGAACUGGAGGAUGAGUACCAUGUGACUAUAGGAUCAUCGAUCAAUGAAGCUGAAGUCUAUUGGUUGUGGUACUCUACCAUACGGGAGAUAGAUUUGAUUCAAGCUACAAUCUUCGAGCAAAAAAACUAUGGGGAUUUGGUUGUCUUCUACUACAUACUCCAACAUACUUGGCUUGCUUUGAAGUAUGUCAACCGGACACUGUAUCUCUUCCAUUUGAUUUGUGGGCUUUCUCAUCCGCAUACUGCUGCUACCUAUAUUAAUGUGGCUUUGAUGGAAGACAGUUUGGGGAAUGUCAAUGUUGCCCUUAGGUAUCUGCACGAGUCUCUCAAGUGUUGCCAAAGACUUCUAGGAGUUGCCCACUUACAAACAUCUGCUAGCUAUCAUGCUAUAGCACUUGCUCUCUCGCUUGUGCAUGAUCGGGGAAAGCAACAAUGGCCGUCUUGGAAUCGCGGGCAAAUCCUUAUCAAUCGGGGGAGGAUAAUGGAGAUGGGGGUCGACCGGCCUCAAGGAAAGAAUAAUAAUCUGUACCAACCAGCAGUAGGGCUCGACCGGGGAUCGACCGAUCCAAAGGGGACAUUUGAUCCCGAGAGGAAGAUUGCACAACUAAUCACUAUCAAUUCGGACACUUUUGCAGGUACCGGCGAACUCAAGGACUUGGACCGCACCGAACCGAUCGAUAUGGGGAUACACUGCUAUGAUUUAAUCAGGGCUAUGAUUUCAGCUAAGCAUAGGGGUGCUAGCGAAUGUUAUGAGUACUCAGAGUUAGCGCCCGACUUGAGCUUGAGUACGUUAAAUUUGAACCUAAAAGGGGGAAAUUUUGAAAGUAAACCGCGCAAGAGAAAAUUUGCAUCUGCUCAAAGAGAGAUCGCCAUGGCUACCAAUCAAUCGCAGCUCCUCCCAUCAGAGCUGAUCGAUCGAUGCAUCGGGUCGAAAAUAUGGGUGAUAAUGAAAGGAGAUAAGGAGCUUGUGGGAACUCUCAGGGGCUUCGAUGUUUACGUCAAUAUGGUGCUCGAGGACGUUAGUGGAUUGGAUGUUUUUAGCUGGAAAACUGGCAAUUGCUACAAUGUCCAAGCUCUGAAAAGUGUCCUCUUAAUAUUUAUAUCUUUUACGAUCCAAAGUGAAAUCACUUCAGAAGGCCGACGUAUUACGAAGCUUGACCAGAUUCUUCUCAAUGGGAACAACAUUGCAAUUGUUCCCCAGACUCUGAAUGAGAAUGGUGGCUUCUCCUGA
This is a messenger RNA of Striga asiatica, 1329 nucleotides long. The record is from the annotation of a GenBank genome assembly. NCBI's taxonomy places the organism in Eukaryota, Viridiplantae, Streptophyta, Magnoliopsida, Lamiales, Orobanchaceae.